CAUAGUCCUCCAAUCUGCGUGCUCGCAAACGCCUUGAAGCGUACCUCGAGCUAUAAGAAGGCGCAAGGCCAGAUAUCUGGGCGUGUCCUAUCAUGUAUCCUCAGCUAUGGUUACGCAAAUCGAAAAGCCGAGUCUUGCGAUCACUGCAGACGCUUGCAAGAUCAUCCUUACACAGCCCAAUUUUGGGUCACCUUUAGAGGUUGAUAUGUCCGAGCCUUGUGUCACCGUGGCAUAUGACGUUGGGAGAGAGAAAGAGAAGGAGGCGGAGUACGCAACCUGCUUCGAAAACGUUGUGAAGGCCGAAUUAGACAUACCCAACGGUUAUGCAAAGGUAGUCGUGUUGAUCAUUAGAUGGGAUGAUGAGAUUGACGACUUUAAGGAAGGCCAUGAUAAAGAGAUCAGAAGGCUGAGAAGAGUACUUCAGGAUGAUUUUCGCUUCGAAGUUAGUCCAGAAGUACGGUUGGGAACGACUAAAAAUCCUCAAAAUACUCUCAAUUCAGCCAUUGCCAGCCAUAUGGACAAGCACGAUGGUCAAAACAAUCUUUUAGUUGUUUACUAUACUGGACAUGGCCUGUUGAGAGGCCCUGUGAAUGGAAAUGGGAGAUUGGAGUUAUCAGCGACUUCCAAUGCUCACAGGGCAACAAAUGGCCAAUACUCUGCUACAGCAUAUUGGGAUCUUGCUGAACGACCACUCCUGGAUCCAUCAACCGAAGCCGACGUUUUGGUGUUGCUCGAUUGUUGUUUUGCUGGCAAUUCUCAUAAGAGUACAACCGAUGAUCGCAGGACCUAUGAGUUGUUAGCUGCUUGUCCAAGAGAUGGAACCACCAGAGCACCGGGGCCAGAUUCCUUCACAACCCGUUUAUUAGACUCAUUGGAGGGGUUACUGGCCAAUGGAAAGGGCCUGCAUUUCCUAACAACCAAGCUCAAGAACGAAAUAAACAAGCCAGGCGAGAUCUCUUCAGAAUUGUAUGAUCGUCUGGACAAUCAUAACGGACGCCACGUGCAGCUGGCACCUUUAGGGGAACGGACAGCCGCAGAGGACAAAACACUUCUAUCACGGCCACGUGAACAAGCCGGGAUUAAGCUUCGAUUCUCGUUACGAGAAUCUGAACUGUCGAAAAAUCAGAUUGAGAAAUUUGCCCAGGAACUGGUCAAAGCCUGCAAGGAAGCGAACAUGCCUAUACGUCAGAUCGACUGGAUCAAAAUGAAACAACAAAGACCACGAGAGGUCUUCCGAAGAGUAGAGAAAGAUGUGACAAGACAUACUAGACGCACAUCUUCGCUCUUGCUUCCGGAGCAACAUGUGAGAGAGCAGCGUUCCACAGGUAGUAGCACGCGCUGUGAAUCUGUGCACGAAGAGUCAGUGCAAAGAGGUGACGCGGAGAGGGAUGAGUCGAAACAGUAUUCAGUUGUCCAUGUCCUGCGUGUAUCCAGACCCGUCUGUCCGGCCAGAGUCUGGAUGAACCCGUGGAUAUUGGUCGUACUCUGCGUCGGAUUCUGUGUAGGAAUGUACGUGUCACGUUAGCUGGAGGAGCUUAGUUUGGUUCUGGCGGAUUGGUUUCGUAUUUUCGAUCUCUCGGAUUUCUUUGCAUGUCCUGUUGUAUUGUAGUGAUCUUCCCAAGUUCAAAACAUAUGUCGUC
Dothidotthia symphoricarpi CBS 119687 is the source of this 1640-nucleotide messenger RNA. RefSeq lists its product as uncharacterized. The record is from RefSeq and is a predicted model, not a curated record. Lineage: Eukaryota; Fungi; Ascomycota; Dothideomycetes; Pleosporales; Dothidotthiaceae. Bases 107 to 1525 code for a protein of 472 amino acids. The transcript is spliced from 4 exons.